UUGGUGUCACUUCUUCCAAUAACGCCGCCAAAGCGAUGAUGGAGCAAAACUCAGUUUUGUCUCUGUCUUUGUCUGUCUCGUAGUAAAAAAAAAAAAAAGAACAAACAUUUAAAGCUCUUGACAUGACUUCUUUAUUAUACUUAUCACUUCCAAUCUUCAUCAGAAAAUCCCACAAAACCUUCAAACCCUAACCAUGCCUCAUCACCCUCAUCAUAUUAACCCUCCUCUCCCACUUUCACCUCAACCCAUUUACGCCUCUGUUCCUUUACCCCACUUUCUUUACCCUCACAACUCUUCCAUGGCCUCCGGUUAUCCGUCCAAGCCCUUGAAUCCUAAUGCCGACCCAUUUCUCUCUGCACCGCCAACGUUUCUGCCUCCGCCCUCGCCCCAUUUUGUGUCGGGGUAUGGAAAUUUGUAUUACCCACGUGCCACUUCUGCUUACGCAUGGCAGUUUCAUAGUUUUCCGGCUGUUUCCUGCUAUAAUGCCUGGCCGCAGGUUGUGUGGCCGUCGUAUCAGCCGGCUGUGGGUUUCGGUGGUGGCGUUGUGGCGGAUUCCAAGCUGGGAAGAGAGUUUGUCGUUUCGAGUGGGCAAAGUAGAGAUAUCAAAUGUCCGCCGCAAUGGGUCGAGAAGAAAAUCAGUAGCGAUGAGGACAAUAACGCCGAUGUUGAUGACCCAGUUGAGAAAACUGUUCCUUGCUCGGGAAUUACAACGUUGAUGAUCAAAAACAUUCCCAAUCAGUUCAAGCGGCGAGAUCUUCUGCAGUUGUUGGACAGAUACUGUCAAGUGAUGAACCAACGAAGGGAUUCUCGACCUGAUUUCUACGUUUCUGAAUAUGAUUUCGUUUAUUUACCUAUGGAUUUCAUGAGAUCAUGGUACGAAGGGAAAGUGUCGAAUCUGGGUUAUGCGUUUGUAAAUUUCACUACAUCCAUGGCUGCAUCCCAGUUUUGCGCAGUUUAUCACAACUACAAAUGGGAUGUGAAUGUCAACAAGAAAAUUUGUGAGAUAACGGAGGCUAGGAUUCAGGGAAAGGAAGCUUUAAAGAACGCAUUCAAGAACAAAAUCUUCUGGUGUAGCAACGAUCAAUAUCUGCCUGUGAUGUUAUCUCCAGCGAGCAACGGUCGACGUCGUUACCGAAGGGUUAAUGUCGGAAGGCGCAUAGCUCGUCUUCCUCGCAAGCCGCUCAAGAAGUUGAGUUGUUGAGGAGGAGAGCUCACCAUUGUAGGUGGCCAGGCAUGGAGUUGGCUUGUGUUUUGGUUUUCUUUUCUUGUAGGUUGAUGAAAGGGGGUGGUGGUGGGUGUUGUGUUUUCAUUGUCUCCCCGACCGCCGCAGUUUGUUUGGGGAGAAUUGAAAA
This is a messenger RNA of Cucurbita pepo subsp. pepo (vegetable marrow), 1352 nucleotides long. RefSeq lists its product as uncharacterized. Gene Ontology annotation, molecular function: nucleic acid binding. The record is from RefSeq and is a predicted model, not a curated record. Lineage: Eukaryota; Viridiplantae; Streptophyta; Magnoliopsida; Cucurbitales; Cucurbitaceae.